UAGCCUUCAGUUUCCGGUUUACGUCAUAUGUUUUCGUUUUUAGCAAGCAAGCUGUGUCUGUAGAGCAGGAAUAAAGAUCGGUUUCGGAGGAUUUCCUACAUUAGUAUAUCUUUUAAGGACGUUGAUCGUGCGCUUAGCAGCAGCAUGUCGUACAUGUUCUCCAGCGAUUCUCUGCAGGCCACACUCCCGCUGCUGCAGGCCUGCAUUGACGGAGAUGUGGCCUACGCUAAGCGCCUGCUGGAGACCGGCUUCGACCCAAACGCUCGUGACUGUCGGGGACGCUCGGGGAUGCACCUGGCUGCGGCGCGCGGGAACGUGGAGAUCUGUCGCUUGCUACACAAGUUCGGGGCGGACCUGCUGGCUACUGACGCUCAGGGGAACACUGCACUGCACAUGUGUGGACACGUGGACACCAUCCAGUUCCUCGUGUCCAACGGACUCAAGAUCGACAUUUGUAAUCAUAACGGAGCGACUCCUCUGGUCCUGGCUAAGAGGCGUGGUGUGAACAGAGACGCUCUUCGUCUGCUGGAAGGACUGGAAGAGCAGGAGGUGAAGGGCUUCAACCGCAGCUCCCAUUCCAGCCUGGAGAAGAUGCACAUAGCAGAUAAUGAGAGUGCCAUGGAGAGUCAUUCGCUCCUCAACCCUCACCUCCACCGCAGUGACGGCGUGUUCUCCAGCUUUCGCACCACAUGGCAGGAGUUCGUGGAGGAUCUCGGCUUCUGGAGGGUCCUGUUCCUCCUGCUCUUCAUCGCCCUGCUCUCACUGGCCAUUGCUUACUACGUCAGCGGAGUCUUGCCUUUUAGUUCGAAUCAGCUGGAACUCGUGCGUUAGGAUUAUAAUCCUGAGCGAUAAUGAACUGACGGCGGUGCAGGAUUUAACUCGACUGAAUCGGUGAAUCAUUUUAAGGAAACGAACCGUUUAUGCUUCUUAAACUCUUGUCAUGUGAAUGACGUUAUAAUGCAUUUUAAUGUCUGUGUAAAUAGUCAAAACUGUUUAGAUGCCUUUUAUUGCUGUCAUGUAAUAUCCUGCACAAAGUCGGUCCUGAACAUUUCAAACCGAACACGUCGUGUAGAAUCCUGACUAAAAUUGAUAAUUAACUCCGAAUGUUAAUGUACACAUGGAGUGAGUUAUACUCAUCAAAUCGAGAAGUCUUAUUCUCACAGAUCCACGUGUUAAUGUAAGCUUCUGGAAAUGAACAUUAACACAGUGUUUGGACCUGAACGCAAUUUACAGCAGAUCUCUCAGAGCAGGUUUCAAAUAGGGAGGGUCCUGUAGUAAUAUUAAUACAUUUUAUUAACAAAACAGCGUCUAAUAAUGCAAACACGAAACGCACAACACAAUGAGAGUCUGUUAGUGAUUAUCUGUUUACCGUACGCUCACUACGCUUUAUACAUUUCUCUAAAUCUAAGGUAACUCAGAAGAUGAUUAUCAAGCUCUUGAUGAAGGUAAAGGAGA
Ictalurus furcatus (blue catfish) is the source of this 1455-nucleotide messenger RNA. It is a transcript of the gene ankrd46a, whose product is annotated as ankyrin repeat domain 46a. The transcript has 4 exons. The record is from RefSeq and is a predicted model, not a curated record. Gene Ontology annotation, molecular function: protein binding. Lineage: Eukaryota; Metazoa; Chordata; Actinopteri; Siluriformes; Ictaluridae. The coding region runs from base 145 to 831 and encodes 228 amino acids.